Molecule: messenger RNA, 1197 nt
Organism: Thyridium curvatum
Lineage: Eukaryota; Fungi; Ascomycota; Sordariomycetes; Thyridiales; Thyridiaceae
Exons: 5
Coding region: 1-1197 (398 amino acids)
Molecular function (GO): oxidoreductase activity
Source: RefSeq, a predicted model, not a curated record
AUGCGGUCUAUCUGGAGUGCUUCCUUCCUAUUCCUCCCCUCGGUCCUCGCGGGUGUCGUAGCGAGGGGAGAUUGGAGAUCCAAGGUGGACGUGCAACGCAAUGGCUUCUACCCCCUGGACGUUGUCGACAAGCUGGAGGAAACAACCAUGGACAAGGUCGACGAAUACAUGACCAAGAAGAUUGCCGCAGGCAAGAACAACGGCUGUACGCUGGAGACGGCGGGUGUACGGCGGGAGUGGGGCGACAUGACUGACGAGCAGCGAUCCGACUUCAUCAACGCCGUACUCUGCCUGAUGAAGGCGCCGUCUCAGGCACCCCAGGACAGGUUCCCGGGAGCUCGAAGCCGGUACGACGAUUUCAUGGCAUACCACAUGACGAAUGCCGGGUCUCUGCACGACACAAUUGGCUUGUUCCCAGCUCAUAAGUACUUCCUCCUUGCGUACGAGACCGCUCUUCGGAAGGAGUGCGGCUACAAAGGAUACCAUCCGUACAUGAACUACGAUCGCUACACCAAGGAGCCGACAAAGUCAGCCCUGUUCAAUGGAAACGCGACGAGCAUGGGCGGCAACGGCGCGCCGGAUCCGAAGUACGUCGGCCUUCGCACGGGUGCCGGCAUGAUCAAGUCCGCCGGCGGAGGUGGAUGCGUCACCGAAGGACCUUUCAAAGACUACAUGGCCACCGUCGGCCCCGGCGCCCCCAUGAUGCCCGAUGUGCCUAAGAAUCCCAUCGCAGGCGGCGGGGGCUACAACCCGCGGUGCAUGCGCCGCGACGUCAACGCCGAGGCGGCGCUCGGCGCCACGGCGGACCGCUCGUACAACCUCAUCAUGAAGUCGCAGACCAUCAACACCUUCUACAACACGCUGCUGACGCCGCCCCGCAACGCCAGCGACCCGUACAACUGGGGCGUCCACACCGCGGGCCACUACAUCGCCGGCGGCGACCCCGGCGGCGACCCCAUGGUCUCGCCCGGCGAUCCGAUCUUCUACUUCCACCACGCCAUGCUGGACCGGCUUUGGUGGAUCUGGCAGAUGCAGGACCCCGACACCCGCGUGACUGCCCAGGUGAGUCUCGGGGGCGGGGGCGGAGCGAACAGAAAACUUGAUCUCAAGUGGCUCAUCCCCGAUGUGAUUCCGGUCCUGGAGGCGCACGAUGGGCUGGGUGGGCAUGGAGGAGCAUUCUGCCAUGUGUACGUUUAG